Molecule: messenger RNA, 435 nt
Organism: Cylicocyclus nassatus
Lineage: Eukaryota; Metazoa; Nematoda; Chromadorea; Rhabditida; Strongylidae
Source: the annotation of a GenBank genome assembly
CUCGACUCACAGCCAUUCGAGCAAGUUUCCAGCAGUCACAGUGCUACAUUGGUGACACACAAGCCUCCGACGACGGCUGGUUGCCGAAACCAUGCUACGACUCUUUACAUUCUACAUACUAAUCACCAUUGUUUGUUCACAGCAAUAUCAACCAAUGAAUGUGGGAUGCGGAUUCACAUGUACCAAAAAGGCGCAGUUCAUCACUUUCAUGGAUGGAACAUUGACAUCAGCGUCUUGCACGACCAGCUUAGCUGAUCCUCGCUACCGCUGCCUUGGUUGCUGCCAGUCAAGAGCUCUAAUCGCUGGACUAGCUGCAGCUGAUGCUACUGGUUUUCCCUCGAAUAAUGGAGUAGACUGCAUCUGCUGCUUUUAUAACAAAUGCAGAUAACCCAAUGAGCCUUUUACAUUUUGAUUAGCACAGAUUUGAAAUAUAGA